UUAGAACCACUACGAGACGUCAGUGACAACAGCUGUUUUAUAGAACCACGAUGAGACCACAGUGAAAACAGCUGUUUUACAGAACAAAGAUGGAGCAGAAAUUAGAGAAAAAAGCCAAUCAAAUUGUCGAUACAGAUGACGUCAAGAACGUACCUUGCUGUUUGUCACAACGAUGGAUACUUGCAUACAUUGGUUUCUUUGGAUUUGUCUGUAUGUAUGCACUACGAGUCAAUUUAAGUGUUGGUAUAGUGUGUAUGGUGAAAAGCUAUCCAGAGAAUUCCACCAAUGCAGCGAACAAUACCAACCCAGCGUGUGAUGAACAAACAAGUAAUAGCAGCAGCUCGAAUACCGAAGAAUUUGAUUGGACUAAAAGCGAACAAGCGACAUUAUUGUCUGCUUAUUUCUAUGGUUACUUAGUAACACAGAUGCCUGGUGGUUGGCUAGCUGGUAGAUUUGGCGGGAAACGAGUUAUAGGCUUUGGUCUGGUUAUAUCCUUUUUAUUGAAUUCUUUGACACCUGUUGCUUCUCGAUAUGAUAUUCGUGUUGUUACAGCCAUAAGAGUAUUGCUGGGUUUAGCUUCGGGUCUCAUGUUUCCCGCCUUUCACAGUAUGUGGGGUAAAUGGGCGCCACCUUUAGAAAGAAGUCGAUUGACGUCAUUCUGUUAUGCUGGAUCGUUUGUUGGUAAUAUUAUAACGUUUGCUGCAUCAGGCCUUCUGUGUGAUUAUGGUUUUGAUAAUGGCUGGGGAUCAAUCUUCUAUCUAACUAGUAUUGUAACUGUAAUAUGGCUGGUAUUAUGGUUUAUAUUUGUGGCGGAUACACCAACUGAACAUCCACGAAUAUCUGAAGCUGAGAGAAUUUAUAUAGAGUCAGGAAUUGGUGAUAAACAAACCAGAGUAUUAACGACACCGUGGUUAGCUAUAGCUAAGUCUCGAGCUAUGCAGGCCUGUCUCGUGGCACAUUUCUGUAAUAAUUGGAUUAACUAUACCCUACUCACUGGUUUACCAACGUUUAUGAAAGAAGUUCUCAAGUUCGAUAUUAAAUCGAAUGGUAUCUUGUCAGCAGUACCUUACAUUGCUAUGACUGCAUCUACCGUAUUGUCUGGUCAAGCAGCAGAUUUUCUCAGAACAAAAUCUUUCUCAAUUAAAGCUAUACGAAAAUUCUUCCAGAUAACGGCAUUUGUGGGUGCUGGAGCUUGUCUAGUAGCUACAGGGUUUGUUUCCUGUGAACAGAAGAUGAUUGGAGUAGUACUGUUGACUCUUGCUGUGACGUUUGAAGGGAUGUGUUUUGCUGGUUACAUGGUGAAUCAGGUUGAUUUCGCUCCGAGGUAUGCUGGUGUGUUAUUUGGUAUCAACAAUGCCAUAGCUUCAGUACCUGGUAUGGUGGCGCCAUUAGUGGUCGGGGCCUUGACACCAAACAAAACUCAAGAAGAAUGGCGGAAUGUGUUUUAUGUAUGUGGUGGAGUGUGUCUGCUGGGAGCGACUGUUUUUGGCCUUUUUGCGCGGACAGAUUUAGAACCAUGGGCUGCUGAACCCGUGGAGACCGAAAUACAGGACACAAUCAAGAAAGUGGAAGAAUAUUUACAGAAGAACACAGUUAUACAUGAUAAUAAGGCGUUUGAUAAAUCGGACUUGAAUGAAGAAAAAGGAUCGACGAUUUCUAUAAAAUUAUAAUCAUCUUAAAAACACAUGUUAAAGGAGCUAAACUUCUUACUCAAUAAUAUUCAUAAUUGGAAAUUAAAAACACGAAUUAGAAUUCAAUAUUGGUCCAUUUCAAUCAAAAUUGAUGUUAUUAUAUAACCGUGAAAUAUGGAAUUCUAAUAUUUAAUGGACAUUUUCAAAAUGAGUACACGAGUCGUGUAUUCUAUGGUUUUGGGCGCCAUUUGUAAAUAACAAAGAAAACCAUAUGAUAGAAUAUACUAAGCGGGCGUUCAAUUUGUACUGUUCACGCGUUUCACCGAACAUAAUUGAU
This is a messenger RNA of Patella vulgata (common limpet), 1968 nucleotides long. RefSeq names its product sialin-like. NCBI's taxonomy places the organism in Eukaryota, Metazoa, Mollusca, Gastropoda, Patellidae. The record is from RefSeq and is a predicted model, not a curated record. The transcript is spliced from 11 exons. Bases 90 to 1670 code for a protein of 526 amino acids. Gene Ontology annotation, molecular function: transmembrane transporter activity. Gene Ontology annotation, biological process: transmembrane transport; monoatomic anion transport.